GUAUAAAAUAGUGUGUCCGAUCCCAAUCCAGUCCAAUCCAAUCAAACCAAUUUCUGAGAGAAGAAAAGAAAAAACCAGAAGCAAAGCGAAGCUAGAGAAAGUAGUGAACUUUGCGGUGUGUUUGGACACGAUGAUAAAAACAGUCAUGCUUCGUUCUUGCCCUUCUUCUUCUCCUCUGCUCUUCGAAGCCAACAGAGAAGCUUUUUCUGCACGAGCAUCUUCGCCGUCGUCGUCAUCAACGACGCCGAAGUUCGCUUCCACUAUCUGUUGCUCGUCCAGAAACCAUGCUUACAUUCCAAAGCUCGAGCCUUUUAGCCGGUCCAAGCUUGAUCGCGCCAUUAGCGACCCGCCCUUGAUCGAAAAGUGCGAGAACGAGCUCUCUGAUUACUGUUCAACGCUCGAAGGAGACGAGUCUUAUGGCUGCUGGAGAGCGUAUUUUGAGCUCAAGGAUCUAGAGAAGGAGAUACCAAAACAAGAUGUGGAGAAGCUGAUUCUUCAAGCAGGAGGUGUAAAGACAUUAGUGGGAUGCUUACAUGGCAUUGCAGCAAUAAAAAAAGAUAAGAAGCAUGGAUUUAAUUCAGCAAAGCCAUCAGAGGUGGUAAAAGAAGGAGAGAGACUCUGCCCCAUACCAGAUGGGUUGCCAAAAUCAGCUCAGGAGCUGGAGGAAGAAGAAAGUUCAAGAAUGCCAGAUUCACCCUUCACCAGGCUUCUUAGAAUUAAGGGGAGGCACCCUGCUUGGUAUUCAGCUACCCCUGACCAUGAAACAGAUUGAUCAAACACGAAGUUUUGUUUUUUGUUUUAUUUGUGAAUAUGUCUUUGGGAUUUACUGGUUUAGGAAUGUGGUGUAAUGGUGUUUAUAUAUGUGGGGAUGUUUUGGUUUUGAUUGUUGGGAGGCUUUGAAGGUUUAUUUUUCAGUAGAGGACUUCAAUCACUGUAUGAUUUUUCAUGAAGUUCAAUGAAUUAAAAUUUUCCAAGCAGAA
Molecule: messenger RNA, 980 nt
Organism: Prunus persica (peach)
Lineage: Eukaryota; Viridiplantae; Streptophyta; Magnoliopsida; Rosales; Rosaceae
Product: CCG-binding protein 1
Exons: 3
Coding region: 131-772 (213 amino acids)
Biological process (GO): pollen tube guidance
Cellular component (GO): cytosol; nucleus
Molecular function (GO): mediator complex binding
Source: RefSeq, a predicted model, not a curated record